This is a messenger RNA of Stereum hirsutum FP-91666 SS1, 1985 nucleotides long. RefSeq names its product cytochrome P450. Gene Ontology annotation, molecular function: monooxygenase activity; heme binding; iron ion binding. The coding region runs from base 202 to 1803 and encodes 533 amino acids. Lineage: Eukaryota; Fungi; Basidiomycota; Agaricomycetes; Russulales; Stereaceae. The record is from RefSeq and is a predicted model, not a curated record. The transcript has 15 exons.
ACCCGCUCUAGCUCUUCUCAUGAUAUUUCCGAGGACUUUGAAGAAUCGCUUCAAGAGAGGGGGGCUGUCGUUUAACUGGUCUCUCUCCCUCAUUUCAUCAUCAACGUCAGCCCGCCUCGGGUGUCAGCAUACUCACUCUAGCAAGGCUAGACAUCUAAUACUGCAGCUACUUGUAGAGACUUGGCGUGGCUAACUCCGGCGAUGGAAUGUCUGGCAUCUCCCUCCGUCAUCCUCUCGGUUUCCGUCCUGUCCGUGCUGCUUGUGCGCGUUGCUGUCGGCACUAAACAGCCCAAAGACGUUCAGACUCUCUCUUCACCGAGCGCCAAAGAAGCGAGCUGGAUAUGGGGACAUGAGCGUACUCUAUUCUUGCACCAGGCUUGCGAGAAGUACGUCGAUUGGAUGCGCGAGCUUGGAUCCGUAUACAAGAUCAAAGCUGCGUUAUUCGGCCAGGAUGUGAUUGUGAUUGCUGAUAACGCAGCUGCCCAGCAUAUCUUCCAAUAUACAGACCGCUACACCAAAGCUCCGGCAUUCCGACCGAUUAUCGUAAAACUUCUCGGAAAGAGCCUGGUAUGGGCAGAAGGCGACGAACACAAGAAGCAACGCAGGCUGCUAGCCCCGGCUUUCACACCUGAGAGCGUUAGAGGAAUGUCCGAUGACAUCCUAGAAUCAGCGCAGAAGCUUGAGAACCGGCUUAUGAACAAGUUGGAGUCGGAGAAAGGAGAUAUGACCAUUAAUAUCUGUCCUCAAGUCUCAGCAUGCACUUUGGACAUCAUCGGUCGUGUCGCCUUCGGCCAUGACUUCCAAUCUGGUCAAUCGCCCGAAGCCAAACUCAUCACAGACUCCUGGAACAAAGACGUCAAUAUGGGUAUCUCUUAUGCAGGCUUCUUAGCACCCUUCGUCAUCGGCAUGUUUCCUUUCAUUGCUUCUAGCAUCGGAGAGGGUGUGACGAAAGGAGUAGUUUCGAGGUUGGCCGAUGUCAUCCUGGAGCGGGAAGAGAAGGAAGGCGGUGGAAAGGAGGAGGUAAAUGGACAUGGAGUAAAUGGUGGGCGGAGUGGGAAGGAUAUUUUGAGUUUGUUAAUGCAGGCGAAGAGGAGGAAUAAUGGCCAGGGUCUGUCGAACCGGCAAAUCGCUGACAAUGUUGCCACAUUCAUUAUGGUUGGCCACGAGACAUCCGCUGCUUCGCUGACGUUGACUCUACUCGACCUUGCCAGAGACCAAAACAGCCAAACCAAGCUCCGCAACGCAAUCGCCAGGCUAGGCGACGGUGAGCUCGAUUUCGAUGCUGUGCAGAAGCUUGAGUACCUUGAUGCAGUCGUGAGAGAGGGACUUCGGCUGCAUCCCGCUGCACCGCGUACAGACCGUGUGGCGCUCGAAGACGACGUGAUACCUCUCAACAUGCCUGUCCACACCUCGGAUGGCCGUAUUGUAAACACUAUACCCGUUAAAGCCGGACAGAUAUUCCAAAUCCCCUUCGCCGCCCUCAACGUUAACCCCGCAGUAUGGGGACCCGACAGCCAAACCUUCAAGCCUGAACGUUGGAUCGAAGAAGGUGGCGUCAAACCGGCAAGCGAACUCCCCCACGGAUGGGGAAACAUCACAACGUUCUGCGAUGGUCCGCGGAGUUGUAUUGGAUAUCGGCUUGCUGUAGCAGAGCUCAAGGUCAUCCUCGCCACGCUCAUCCGGUCGUUCGAGGUUUAUGAUACAGGUGCGAAAGUACGUACGGCGAUUUCGCCGACGUUGCAGCCUGUGACGGAGGGGAAGGGAGGCUAUCUGCCUCUGAGGCUGAAGGCUGUGAAAUAUUGAGGCGGUGUGUCCGUUGACCUUUCGUUCUUUUAUCUACAGUACAAGCCAAUGAUGCUGGAUUUUCGUUCUCUUCAUCAUUGCGAGCUUGCUCAAUUUACCAGCCAAAUAUCAUAUAUUCAUAUCGAAGUAGUUAUUGCCGAUGUUGUUGAUUUUAUCUGUAUGUACUCUGAAGUAAAUGUGGC